Molecule: messenger RNA, 1463 nt
Organism: Fusarium verticillioides 7600
Lineage: Eukaryota; Fungi; Ascomycota; Sordariomycetes; Hypocreales; Nectriaceae
Exons: 2
Coding region: 216-1085 (289 amino acids)
Cellular component (GO): mitochondrion
Molecular function (GO): protein-containing complex binding
Source: RefSeq, a predicted model, not a curated record
AUUUCAUUGAUUCCACCUUACCAUCGAUAGCUGCACAGCAGACUGCCCCUAAUUGAACUGGAAAUUCGAUUAUGCACCACAAAAACAUCCUCCUCUGUUUUUCCUAUCACUGAAUUCGCAGCUUUGCUUUCUUCAUUCCUCGAUCUAACUAUCACAUUCCACUAUAGCUCUGAAGAGCUUUGACAUCACACGAUUUUUACGCGAGCAUCAUCACGAUGUCGGCCUCAAAGAAGCUUGUUGUUUGUGGUGGAACCGGUUUCUUGGGCUCUCGUAUCUGCAAAUAUGCUGUUGCUCGAGGAUGGGAUGUAACCUCCAUCAGCCGUUCUGGUGACCCUCGAUGGGACACUAUCAGUACCUCGGCUACACCUCCGUCUUGGGCACAUAAAGUGAGCUGGGAGCGUGGUGAUGUUCUUCGUCCGGCUACGUAUGCUCCAUUACUCAAUGGCGCUGACUUCGUAGUGCACAGCAUGGGGAUCCUCCUAGAGGCUGAUUACAAGGGCGCCAUCUCAGGCAAGGAAUCCCCCAUUGCUGGUCUUCAGAAAGCUUUUGCUCCCGUCCGUGAUCGAGGUGUGGACCCUUUGGCUAAAGGACAAGGGGAGGACAUCAAGCCUCCAAACCCCAAGGAUCAAUUCACAUAUGAGAUUAUGAACCGCGACAGUGCAGUCACAUUGGCUAAGCACGCGGUUGCUGCUAAAGUGAACGCCUUCUGCUACAUCUCUGCUGCAGCAGGUGCUCCUGUUCUCCCCCAACGAUACAUAUCGACCAAGCGAGAGGCCGAGAUCACCAUUGCCAACAAGUUCCCAGAACUCAGAGGACUUUUCAUCCGCCCUUCUUUCAUGUUUGAUAGCUCACGCCCGGUAACAAUGCCUCUGGCUGCAAUGGUUGGCCUUGGCACAGCCUUCAACGGUCUUACAGGCAACUACUUUAGGACUUUCAUCGGUGCGGCGGGAGUUAAGCCUCUAAAGGUCGAGACUGUGGCGGAGGCGGUGGUUGAGGCCCUGGGUGAUGAGACCAUCAAGGGUGCCAUCGACGUGCCUGAAAUUGAGGAGUUGGCGAGCAAAGCGUGGAGGAAAACCAUGCUGUAGGAUAUUGUGCAGUACUGUAUUAAAAGCAAAGGCGCUAAACCGUAUGAUAAUCGACUGGACCAAAACCUAACUUAACAUCUUGUUUGUUUCAAAUCAUUGUUCCUCGUUCAAAGCUAUCCCUGAUCUCUGCGGUAUACUUGUUGUAGAACCGCGAGAGCUUCUGGUUGAAUUGCUUAUUCUUUUCGUUGAUGUACGUCACAUCGCCAUCGUCCCCGUUCUGUGCCAUCCUCUCCUUUCGCUUCUUCAGCCUUUGUUCUUCUGCUCUCUGCAGGUCUGCCACCAAGCGGUCGACUGCUGCCUUGUCUGGCUUAUUUUCAGCAAACGUCGUGGAGUCGGCGGUAGAGUAGAAGGAGCCAUCCUUAUCCACCGCAAUGAGCU